AUUUCAUCUUGAAAAAGUUAUUAAAUCGAUUCACUGGUGUAUAUAAUUGUUGUACUAAGGAAAAAGGAAAUCAUGCGUCUGUUUUGCUCUAGCCACAUAUGACGCAGGCGCGUGUACACAGGUUUUCGGGGUCGAACCUUCCCUCAAGCAUUUUUUUUUUGUAGGCGAGCAUGAUUUGACCCCACCCCCUAUACAUUUUUAUUUAUCUGUAGGGUGAAUAAUACAUUUCUAGAGCACACUGAUUUUUUAAUUAUCGGUUGUUGGAUAUCAAAAUUUAGAUUUUGACAGUCAGAGUAUUAGAGGAAACCAGGUACAUUCAUCCAUUAGUAGCAUGUGAUUUGUUAUUUCCACCACCACGAGAAAAAGAGUAAUGGGUGCAAUAAUUCAUUUGCCCCCAACACACAAAAUAAUUUUAUGGGUCAAUGCAACUUUCUACCAAAUAUACUUGGAAAUCAUUUAGUCCAAAUUCCAAACUUUUCUUCUGCAAAUAUCUGGCAAAAUUGUGAUAACUAUUUUUCAUCUGUCAAAAAAGGGUGGUUGCUGACACUGCAUUUGUACUCUAACACCAUGACAAAAUAUAAAAAAACCAAAGAAAUGAAUUAUUAUUUACUUCUUUCAAUGUAUUCCAAUAAACAGUAUUAUUAGGCAUUUAAACAUUAAAUAUUUCAAGACAGUAACAGGUUACAUGAAUGAAACAAAUUCAUGUAAAGCAAGAGUAUAAAAAAACAAAAUCAAAACACAAGAAAAUAUUUCACAAAAUACAGCAGUGUACUCUAUUACACAGUGCUGUAUGUUUAAGGAAGAUAUUGUAAUUACUGUUCAUCUCUAUAGAUUAAGUGACUGAUUACCUGUCAGUGGAAACAACAGCACUUAGUUAAUUUAAUCACAAUAUGGGUGGGGGUUAGUGGUGGAGCAAGUAAAAAAAUAACAGAAGGUAAUGCAGAUAAAUGAGAAUUUAGCAAAUUGACUGCUCAACAUUGUUAAUGGGAUUUUUUUUUGUUAUGUAUUUUGAUUAUAACAUUGAAGAAUACAAUUAGAAAAAUAAACCCUCUCAUAUUGAUGAAAAAUAAAAGUAAAAUCAGUCCAUUCAGUUGGAAGACAAGAUAAAAAAUGGAAUUUUUUGGCAUUAAUUUAAAGUUUAAAACUAAAGAUGUUCUAGUAUUUAGAUUUAUAUUCAAACUACUUGUAUAUAACAUUUCAACUCCUGUACCAAAGGCUGUGGUAUGUAAUAUCAAGCCUGUGAAAAAAAUAAGAAUCAGGUAUGACGUACAGUACAUUUAUUCAACACCACACCAUACCACCACCUCACAACCUCUGUGCUGAUUUAGUCAUUGCUAGUUCAUUUUAUCUUCCUUUUGUUUUCACUUUUUAGUAAUAUAUUUAUAGUGCAUUAUUUUUUUUAUGACCAGGUGUCCAUUUGAUUUAUAUGUGAAUAUAUGUGUUGGUGGUUCGUGGAUUAAUCUUUCCCACACAUAAGGCUCAUGUUUGAGUUCACUCUUCCUAUAAUUGGUUAUGCAAUUUGAAAAUGAAAUAAACACACUAUACAAUUCAAAUAUGAUUUCAGCAUGAGGAAUGCCAGUAAUCAUUUUGCUAUUUUUAGGGUUGAAUGCUGUAUGAAAUAACAAUUACCAAUUCAAUUAUUAUUUAUUUCCUUAUUUUGACAUGUUGCAGCCUUACAAAAUAAACUGGUGUAAACAUGGUUCAAUGGCGGCAACAGUAAGGAGUCUGUGAACAAAGGAAACCAGUUCGUGAUACGCACAUGGAAUUCUCUAUAACGGGUUGAAAAACAACAACAAAUGGUGCCGUCUGGUUGGUGUGUUUCCUCAGAAUUUGCAGGAACAUUUUUAUAAAGGCAGUUUGCUGUACGGAAAGUGUUAUUUCGUUGGAAUGGCAAAACAAGAAUCUAAUAAAGUCGACUCAGAAGGUACCGGCAAGAUGGCUACCGAACAUGAUGGCAUAGUGACGACCGAAGAUGACGGCAUGAUGACGACCAACGAUGACGUAAGCGUGACGUAUGAAUCCGACGGAGGCCAAGGGGUUCGCUUACAGAGGAACGUCGGCCUCGUCAGCGGCACCGCUCUCAUCGUGGGAACCAUGAUAGGUUCUGGUAUUUUCGUAUCACCAAAAGGAGUACUAGUAGGCGCUGGCUCCGUCGCUAUGAGUUUGGUCAUUUGGGGAGCAUGUGGCAUAUUGGCCAUGUUCGGCGCUCUGGUGUACGCAGAACUAGGAACAGCCAUUCCAAAAUCGGGCGGUGAGCAUGCGUACUUGAUGUACGUGUUCGGACCAAUGCACAAGGUGUGGGGUCCUGUGCCCACGUUCCUCUUCGAUUGGCUGGGCGUGUUCAUUAUACGCCCCGCCCAGUUCGCGGUGAUGGCCCUCAGUCUUGGCACCUACGCCACGCAGCCGUUUUAUGGCCAGUGUGAGGCGCCACUGUCAACGAAAAAAAUAGCCACGAUGCUAGCCCUGAUUGUCAUUACGUUCAUCAACUGCUGGAGUGUUAAAGCUGCGACCAAAGUGCAGACGUUUUUGACGGCCAGUAAACUUCUGGUCAUCGUCAUCAUUACAGUAGGAGGGAUCUACAUGAUGGCGGCAGGAAGUGUGGCGUAUAUCUCAGAAGGGUUCGAGGACACCAAGGAAAAUCCUACCUAUUGGGCCAUGGCCUUCUACAACGGCCUGUGGGCAUAUGAUGGAUGGAAUAAUCUCAACUUUGUCACAGAGGAGCUAAAGAAUGUCAAAAGGAAUCUCCCGCUAGCCAUAUUAAUCGGAAUUCCCCUGACCACCAUCUGCUAUCUCCUCGUCAACAUCGGCUACUUCAGCGUCAUCUCCAAAGAGGAAAUGCUUUUAUCAGAGGCUGUGGCCAUGAUGUGGGGACGGAAGGUAAUUGGUGUUAUGUCUUGGAUCAUUCCAAUUUUUGUCGUCAUGUCAUGUUUUGGGUCUUCCAAUGGAUCGCUUUUUGCCAGUGGCAGGUUAUCGUAUGCAGCAGCCAGAGAAGGUCACCUGGUUCAGGUUUUGUCGUUUAUCGAUGUGAAGAGAUGUACCCCAGUACCAUCAUUAAUAUUUACUGCCAUCAUGGCAGCCAUUUUGAUUUUGCCGGCAGAUCUGAGCAGUUUGAUUGGUGUGUUUGGCUUCACUGCCUGGAUCUUCUAUGGUCUGACUGCCGUUGCCCUGCUGGUCCUUCGCCGAACAGAACCCGACCUGCCCAGACCAUACAAGGUUCCCAUAGUAAUCCCAAUAAUUGUCGUGUUGGCGUCACUGUAUCUGAUCAUCAUGCCGAUAGCCCAGGAACCUCAGAUUGGCUUUCUCUAUGUGCUUCUGUUUAUUGCCAGUGGACUCUGCGUCUAUUUCCCAUUCGUCUAUUACAAAGUCCAUAUACACUGGAUGGAUACCGUAACCAAAUAUAUUCAGAUUUUUUUACAAGUGGUGCCCCCUGCUGUCCAAGAGAAAAGAUCAUGAAAAACAAAUCUCUUCUGGGGGUUUUCAACUUGUAUUAAGGCUAACGACUGUGAACUGAAGAGUCUCGUUUAUCUGGAAAGUGUAUUUUUAUAAAGUUGUCCGGAUUACGGAAAUUCAGUAUUACUGAAUUUUGUAAAAACAACAACAAAAAACAAACAAAAAACUAAAUGUGUUGUUUUUUUUUUUUUUUUAAACACCCACCAAGAACAGUUGAGCAGGAAUGACUAGAGACAAUACUCAUGAGCAAACGUUUCAUGCAACGCAGAACAAAGAAUUUUUUUAUGGAAGUCCGUCGCAAAUGGUCUGCAUCAGAUCGGGGACAGAUCGGAAAAGUUGAAACCUGUUUUAAUUUUGUAGACCCGUCGGUUUCUGUCAGUCUGCUUUGAUUUACGACCAUUGCAGAGUUUAUGGAAACCAGUUUGAAAGUGAUCAGACAAAAUGUCUUUCAAUUUAGUUUUUAAAAAAACCAACAGAAUGAAAGGAAGAACAAAUGCAGAGUGUUGUUUUGUGUGUCUGUAUUUAAGCCAUGGAAUAAUGGCCUGAAACCAAUACUUAACAGUGGAAGCUAUCAAAACGAGGAUGUAUCGUAGUGAGAACGUAAUACCGCCAACCCCUUCCUCUUCCAGUUAAAGGUCCCAUCCACUGGUUGUGUUGUGUGUGGAGACCUGCAGUUUAUAAUAUUAUCACAAUUUUAUACAGCCAGCAUUUGUGACAGCAACACAAACAAUAUAUAUUUCAACGCAAACGUAUAUACAUGUACAUUACAGGGCCUACUACAAUUUAAGUUUCAUUAGAUAUCAUUUUUGCGAAACGAUUCAACUUCAUUCAUGUGUCCGGUAUUACUUUUGUUUGGUGAGAAGUUUCGUAAAAAUGAGAAACGAGUGUAUUUGAUUUAUUACCACCUUAAAAGAAUGCAAUAUUUAUCACAAAAAUCUGCAGACAUAUUUUGGUUUACAAUUGCGGUAGUCCCCUUACCCCCCCCCCCCCCCGCCACCCCCACCCCACCCACAACGACUUCGACGGUUGUGGAGGUAGACCGAUAUCACAGCCUAUAUGCAUUAUAUUUACAGUUUAACCAAGUGAUGGAAGCAUGUAGCAAACUGAUUUAUCAUACAAACAAACUGAUUUAUCAUGCAACCGUGUCUCCUAUUGACCUGAUAACCCCUACCUGAUACGUCGAAGUGUUAUCAUGUCACUAGGAAAUGAGUUGUGCGCAUGACGGGUGUUUGCUCAAUUUUCAGGUAGAUCGUUUUCUCAUUUUUCAAACAUCCAUUUA
Messenger RNA from Gigantopelta aegis, 4729 nucleotides. Its product is annotated as b(0,+)-type amino acid transporter 1-like. NCBI's taxonomy places the organism in Eukaryota, Metazoa, Mollusca, Gastropoda, Neomphalida, Peltospiridae. The transcript is spliced from 14 exons. Gene Ontology annotation, molecular function: L-amino acid transmembrane transporter activity. The coding region runs from base 1888 to 3453 and encodes 521 amino acids. Gene Ontology annotation, cellular component: membrane. The record is from RefSeq and is a predicted model, not a curated record. Gene Ontology annotation, biological process: amino acid transmembrane transport.